UAUUUUCACCCCCAUGAUUGGUGUGAAUGGUGGGGGUGUUAUUCCCACGUGAUCAAAGACCGCGUGUUCAACCAGCAGCUGUGUAUAAACCUCUCCUGCUCCUCUCAUUUCAUUCUCCGAGAAGCGAUCCUCGAGGAAAGAGUUCGCAUGUGUACUGAAUUUUUUAAAUUCACCCCUAAAAAAAAAACAACAAAAACACUUUAUACUUUAGAAAAAUGAACAUAUUUUUCAUUUCAAUUUCACAAAUUCAAUAUUUCAAAUAAAAAAAAAAAAUUAAUCAUCAAAAUUUAUCCAAAAAAUUGUAAAAAAAACAUUAAAAUAAAUAAAAAAUAUUAAAUAACUAUCACAGAGAAAAAAAAAGAAGAUUCUAAUUUUCAAUUCCAAUUUGUACUAAAAGCUUUCUAUUUAUAUAUAAAGACACAUUCAUUCAUUUAUAAAAAAAGACAUUGUUGCAACCGAAAGAGAUCACAGUUUAAAUAAAAGAAAAGUGUUUCUAUUUUGAGAAUUUGGUCCACGAAAUCAAUAUUGAGUUUUAUAACAAGUGGUGUGAACGAUAAAAUGUGGUGGAUUUUUCCAUAUAGUGAAAAGACUUUAAAGAGAAUUGUUUAACAAUUCUGGAAAAAAAAAAAAAAAAUUCGAAAAAUUUUCCUAAUAUCAUUGGAUUUUGGAAUAAAAUUGAAGAAUAAAAAGAAAAAUUCAAUUCAAAAAAUAGUGAGUGAAAAAGUGGAAAAAAAAAGUUUUGUUCGCAAAAUUUAGACCGGAAGUGAAAAAAAAGUAAUAUAUAUAUAUAUAUAGAAAAAAGUUUGUGUAAAGAAAAUCUUUAUCGAAAGAAAAAGAUAAGCUGCUUUUCCAUCGUGAACUUCAAGGAUGGGAUCAAAAAAAGGAUUUUUAUCCGCGCUCUUUCUCAUUUUUUCAAUUAUAUUAUUACUCGAGUUUGCAGAAUGUCGACCUCACAUUAGGCAUCAUCGUGAGGGUUCGCAUUGCAGUAGAUGUGGUCCAGGAAUGGGUGUGGUAAAACGUUGUAGUCCAGGUAAAGACACCGAAUGCGGUAGAUGUUCAUCGGGAACUUAUUCUCCACAUCAUAGUAUUCAACCAUGUUGGAUAUGCUCUCGCUGUGGUCCAGGACUUUAUGAAGCACAUCCUUGUACAACGAAAAUGGAUACAAUUUGUGAUUCAUGUCACAGGCAUGCUCCAGAAAAUUUUGAUUAUCAAAGAAAAUGUAAGGGACGUGCCAAUUUUUUCCUUGCACCCGAAGACGCUGAAAAUACUGGCGAAGAAAGUAUUCUCGUCAAUGAUGCCGAUGAUGAUGUCGAUGAUCCACACGAUAAAUAUCAACUUCUCAAAAAGGAUGUUGAUGCAAUUUUUUCCAAAUCUGAUGAAAAUUUCAAUGGAAUUCAAAGUUUAUAAAAAAAAAAAAAAAUUAUC
Leptopilina boulardi is the source of this 1425-nucleotide messenger RNA. RefSeq lists its product as uncharacterized. The coding region runs from base 868 to 1407 and encodes 179 amino acids. Lineage: Eukaryota; Metazoa; Arthropoda; Insecta; Hymenoptera; Figitidae. Gene Ontology annotation, biological process: inflammatory response. The transcript has 2 exons. Gene Ontology annotation, molecular function: tumor necrosis factor receptor activity; protein binding. The record is from RefSeq and is a predicted model, not a curated record.